This is a messenger RNA of Aspergillus calidoustus, 693 nucleotides long. NCBI's taxonomy places the organism in Eukaryota, Fungi, Ascomycota, Eurotiomycetes, Eurotiales, Aspergillaceae. The record is from the annotation of a GenBank genome assembly.
AUGCGACCUCGCGCGACUACAAUCCCCUUGCACAGCAAGACCCCCUGCAAACUCUCAACGGUAAUCAACCGCUCCGGGACAACAACCCCAGACAGCACACUCCACGACGACUUCUCGCGAGUCUACACAAUCUUCCAGUCCCUCAAACCAAACUACACCAUCGUCGACGAUGAGGGCCUACCAGUCUACUACGUCAAAACAAAAGGCCUGCGACCCACCGCACCACAUCUAACCAUGCACCCGGGCAAAGACGCCAGCGGCCCGAUUGUCGCAUUCGUGAAAUUCAUCGCCUCUUCACGGACAGCGAAGAUCGCACGCGGUGACCCAGAGUACGCGCAGAAUGCCAUUUGGGAAGACCUUAAGCGGCUCGAUCGGUGGUCCGGCGUCCGGUACCGCUGGGAGAUGGCCGUGCUGGACUACGACGGCGCCGUGCAGCGCAAGACAUUCGUCUGGAAGCGGACACGCUCGUUCAAUGCCGAUGGGCUACCGAGGGAGUCGAAGAACCCUUUCCGACGGAACUAUAAACUGGUCGAUGGUGAAAGUGGGGAGCUACUCGCGGUGUUCUCAGCGGAUCUGGGACUUGGGAAUUUCAAGCAACUAGGGAAGCUUCGGUUUAUGGAUGAUCGCUAUGGCUCGGUGUUUCGUAUGAUGGUGUCUUUGUCGGCGCUUGUUGUGUGUGAUUGGGAAGAUUGA